Messenger RNA from Diabrotica balteata, 4335 nucleotides. The record is from the annotation of a GenBank genome assembly. NCBI's taxonomy places the organism in Eukaryota, Metazoa, Arthropoda, Insecta, Coleoptera, Chrysomelidae.
AUGAUUCUAAUAAAAAUAUUGUACCUAUGGACAAAUAUACUACAAAUCACCGUUUCUUUAUCACCAGCAACACUAUUUGCAUGCAUGCAAUUGCAAGGAAUUCAAGCAAAAGCUGUGACAUCCGCUUUAAACUGGAAGCUAAAAAACAAAUUCAAUUCAGCUUUGGGAAAACCUACCUACCAUAACAUUUUUACCGAUAAAAAUUAUUUUGGAAAACGGUUCGUUAGAGAUGUUGGCCAAAGUAAUAUUGACGUAAUACCAGCUGAUAAUACAAAUUUUGAUAGAAUGACUUCCAGGUUUCUGUCUGAUGACACAGACCAUCAUCUAAACCAAGACAGAAUUGAAGAACAAAAUAGUUUUGACGAGGAAGAUGGUUCCUCAAGAAGUGCAGAAAUGGAUUCUUAUGAAAUGGGAUAUUACGGAGAUGAGUAUCCACUACCUUACAACGGUGUAUCUGGAUCAAAUAUGUACCAUCAAAACCACAGAGUUCCUUGCAACGCAUAUCUUCCAGAAGUUUACGAUAGGGGUCCAAAAGAAAAACCAAAACAAAACCCGCACUUAUUGCAUCAUCAUAUAGAAAGCCACAUUCCUGGUUUUAAAGGACUAUUUCCCCAUCAAUUUUUACCGAGAGCGUCAGAUAUCGAUGAGGAAUCGGACAAUUUUAAUCAACAUCUAGUGUUUGAGCCAAUAGAUGGAGCCCAUGAGGCUCACAAUCCUAGUACGGAUGGUAACGAUGAGAGGGUUGGAACUAUCCAUCUUCUUCCUUUUACACCUUUAAACCCCGACGAAUCAGUGCCAUACCAAAAUCCGAGAUUAUUUAAUCCGCUAAAAGCAGAAAACCGACAAAAAGUAAUUCAUUUAAUUGAACAAGAAGAAGAUUUCCUUAAACUGAUGCUAGAAAAACUCGAUCGUGUUGCUUAUAAGUUUGCCGAUCCAUUCACACCGAAACCACUGCCUGAAAAACCGCCUAAACUAUAUUCUGACUACCAAGACAGCUACAAGAAUUAUAAGCCCACUGAAGAUUAUUCCCAACAAUAUUCAAAACCACUACCUGAAAAACUACCAACAAGUAAUUAUGACUAUCAGCAUAGCUACAAACAGUACAAGAUCGAUAAGCCCUCUAGUGAUUACUCUCAAGACUACCCAGAGCCAGCAGCUGCUGAAAGUAAUACUUAUUCAUAUUCUGAAGCUCACCAUUACAACUCACUGAUAGAAGAUAUAGUUAAACGUCUGCUAGAUUUAGAAAAGCAAAAAUUGGACGAUAUAACCCACAAAUUCAUCCAUCCUCAUUUUGUACCGUAUAAGGACGUUAAGUACCCAAACAAAUUAAAUUAUAAAGAAGAAUUGCUUGAUAUUAAAGAAGAUGGGUUGAAAAGUUUAAUCAGUAUGGAAAAACGCAAGCUUGAAGAUAUAACUGACAUAUUUUUGGCACCAUUUACCCAACCAGUACCAGAAAAAGGUUCACCAUAUCCAGGAUACCCAACAGAAUAUAGAUCAAACGAUAAAGUACAUGAUAAAGGUGAAGAGACUAAUUUAACCCCAACGGUUAAUUCUAACACUCUUCCUGAUCAACAAGAUGUACUUCCUACAGUUUAUCCAAUAUAUGAUGAGAAAAAAAACAGAGACAAUGUAGAUACACAAAACUUACAUCCUGCUGGAUCUUUACCAACGGAUAAUCCUGAGACUGAAAAAAAUUUAGGGCCAUUACUUCCUUCAGCUACAGUGCGACUGUUACCAGUAGAAGAUACUUCAAACCCUCAUGCACCGGAACAAUCUAAAAUAGAGCAUAACGAUAAUACUAACCUUCCAGCACCGCAGGUUCCCAAUCAAGAACAUGUAUUCAAAUCAGAGCUUGAAAGAGUAGACCAAGGUGCCAAGGAUGUGAUCAACGAAGCAUCUGCUGUAUAUAAUUCCUUAAAUCCUGUCAACAAUUUGGACCGUUAUUCGCAGCUAAUUGCUGAUGAAAUACAAAAACUCACGGAAGUUACUAGGAAAGAAUCUGUCUCUGACGACAACCUGAGAGAAACUUAUCAUGAAGAGAAUCAUUUGUCUGAAGGAGCACCGUCUGAAUUAGAUAAUUGGUCAUCUUUACCCCAAGAUUCUUACACCGAAAACAACCCAGUUCUAGGCCAUAUUAUUACAGUACCCAACAACUACGAUUACCACAGAAGAACACGAAACGUAGCUCAAAACUUAACAGCUGACGAAUAUUUGAAUAUUUUUUUAAACGAAGGGAAGCAAAUGUUAAAACAUGUGCAAAAACUUGGCGCAGAUAACGAGGAUAUUUUGUUGUUAAGUUUUUUAGGAAAUAUUAUAAUGGAAAAUAUACAAAAGAGAUUGAAUGAGAACAGUAUCAACAACACUCAUAGUAAUAACAGCAAUGUUAGACGUAAACGAGAUAUUCCUGUAGAAACCCUCUUAACGGAUCCCAAACUAAGAGUAGACGUACCGAAAGUAUUGGAAAACCUUGGCACGUUUGCCAAAACGCUUCUCGAUCACAAAGACACUCCUAUAUAUCACAUUCGCAACAUUGUUGGCUCUGCUAAAGACGUUGCUCUUGCUACCAUAAAAAUACCAAAUCAAAAUUUUAUAGUGCCUUCCGGGUACAAUAUUGUUGAUAAUCCAAACAAGGGUGAUACAAUAUUAGAAAGUGCUUAUCCUGAUAUAUCUUCCAGAUUUGGCGACGAAAGCGACGGAAUACAGGACUGGCCACAGGAGUUGGUACAGAAUACUUUUCAAAAUGUAGGACAUGUGAUUCGCAAUGCAGUUAGAUCAGGUCAAGAAGCCAUUCACCACGUAGGAGAAAUAACAAACCACGCUAAAAAAGCUAUAUUAACGGCCAGACAAGCCCCAGAAAUUCUCAUGAAUACGGUUAGUCCCAUUCCAGUGACAUCUGACGAGAAAGUUAAUUUAAACUCAAGGUUUGGUGACGAAGAUGAUGAUCCAAUCGUAGGGCAGACACAACAGAUACCAGAGUUUGUCAAAAUGGGACAUCUUCUAGAUGCUGCUGGAGUUUCCAAUCCAGCUAUAACUCCAGAGGCAAUUGAUCCAAGGACCAACACACAUCUUGAACAAUUUUGGAAAAACAUCGGGAAUGUUGCGGGAAAUCACAACUUAAAAAACAUUCAAGAGAUUUUUAACAAGAAAACUAACUUAGAGAAGAUUAAUCAGAACAAACAUAUUUUUCCCAAAUAUAACAUCCGAAACAAUGAGGGCUACGAACUGGGUAAUAUUCAAAAUAAAGUAAACGAUAAGGUUAAAAAUGUUCUGAAGAAUUUUGAAGAGUUUUCUCAUAAUAAAAACGAAGAUGUUUUAAGACAUAAUGCAGCUGCAGAUAAUAUUCAAAACAAAAACCCAAUAAAAAGUAUUAAAGAACUGUUUCCAGGACAUAGCAACUUACCAAUCCAAGAGUACCAAGAAAAUAUUCAGAAAUUUGUGAACAACAAUUUUCAACAAACUUUUAAAAAUUUAGAAAGUAUAGGAAGCAAUCAAAAGAAAGAUAUGACUGUGAGAAAUAAUUUUGGUUUCCAAAAUAAUAAAUAUAUGGAAGACUUGAAGGAAAAUGUAGAAAAUACAAUUAAUUCUUUUAAUAAUGUCGAACACAAAAGUACAAAAAAAGUUCCAAAAGAAAAAACUGAAUAUGUUCAACAAGUCUUAGAUAAAAUUGAAGAUGUUUUAAACAAUGCUAACUCUAGAAAGUCCAUUCAAAAUGUGUCUAAUAAUGGAGAAAAAGAAAGAAGAGACCAAAUCCAAAAAUUGCGAAAUAAGCUGGACAAUAUUCAUAUGAUGCACAAGUUGACUUCCAGAAGUAAUAGAGAAAAAAACCUUCAGAAUAUUUUAGACAAGAUUGACGACGAAAAAAACAGAGAUAAGUUUUUAAAAAAUCUUAAAAAUGGUGUUGAUGAUCUCAAGAAAACUUUAGGCGUAGAAAAUAUCCGUAAUUUCGUAGGAGAUGUAAAAGAAAAGUUGAACGAUUUAAGAGAGAACAGCGCACUGGAUGUUAAAAAUAUUAAUUUUAAAAAUAAGAGGACAAAAAGGGACGUUAAGGGUCCUUUAUUAGGAACAUCAACACCAGAUAUGUUUGAACAGACAUUCCAUGAACACUUCACUAACAAGGGCAUUCAUACAACCCCACAGGAAGCAUUUCAGCGGGCCCAAAAUACAGAUAAAGAUGACGUAGUGUCCACAUCUAUGACAAUGCACAAAAGUUUGUUGAAGCCCUUUAUGGGAAAAGGUCCAAUCGAGGAAAUGGAAACGGUUAAUGGACAGUACGGACCCGUUGUCUCGUGUGGCUGUUGUGGAAAUCAAAUAGAUGAACAUGAUAUUUAUUAUUAA